Pollicipes pollicipes is the source of this 3460-nucleotide messenger RNA. RefSeq names its product lon protease homolog, mitochondrial. Gene Ontology annotation, cellular component: mitochondrial matrix. Gene Ontology annotation, biological process: chaperone-mediated protein complex assembly; mitochondrion organization; protein catabolic process. Bases 94 to 2706 code for a protein of 870 amino acids. The transcript has 17 exons. Lineage: Eukaryota; Metazoa; Arthropoda; Thecostraca; Pollicipedomorpha; Pollicipedidae. Gene Ontology annotation, molecular function: ATP binding; single-stranded DNA binding; ATP-dependent peptidase activity. The record is from RefSeq and is a predicted model, not a curated record.
CUGAGUUCGGAGCCGCCGCCCGAGGAGGAGCCGCCGUCCGACGGCGACGGCCCGCCGGCACAGGCGGCCAGCUUCCACCACCUGCCUGCCGCCAUGACUGUGCCUGAAGUGUGGCCCAAUGUGCCUGUCAUUGCCAUCAACCGCAACCCCGUCUUUCCACGCUUCAUCAAGAUUGUGGAGAUAACAAAUAAACCACUGAUGGAUUUGAUUAGGAGGAAAGUGAAGCUGAACCAGCCUUACGCGGGUAUUUUCUUGAAAAAGACUGAAGGUGACGACGAGGUGGUGUCGCGCCUCUCCGACAUCCACGCGGUCGGCACGUUCGUGCAGAUCCACGAGCUGCAGGAUCUGGGCGACAAGCUGCGCAUGAUCGUGAUGGCGCACCGGCGCAUCCGCGCCGUGCGCCAGCUGCCGGAAGACGCCGACGCCGGUGUCGAGACGCCGCCCGUCAACGACAACAUGCUGAAGCUGAACUUCCCGGCGUUCCGGACAUCCGUCAGCUCGCCGGUGGAGGAGGCGGAGCCUGGCAGCGCGCUCCAGCGGCGUCGUCGGCGCCGCCGGUCGGCCGAGCCGGCCGAGCAGACCGAGUCAGCAGAGCCGUCCGAGCCGUCCCAGCCGGCCGGGCUGUCCGAGCCGGCCGAGCCCGCAGAAGGCGUGGCCGAGCGGCCGGCCGCCCCGCUGGGCGAGCUGCUCAUGAUUGAGGUGGAGAACGUCACCCACGAGAAGUUUGAGCACACUGAGGAGGUCAAGGCGCUGACGCAAGAGAUCGUGAAGACCGUGCGCGACAUCAUCGCGCUGAACCCGCUGUACCGCGAGAGCGUGCAGCAGAUGGUGGCGCAGGGACAGCGGGUGGUCGACAACCCCGUCUACCUGAGCGACCUGGGCGCUGCGCUCACCGCCAGCGAGCCGGACGAGGUGCAGCGCGCGCUCGAGGAGACCAAUAUCCCGAAGCGGCUGAUGCUGGCCCUCUCGAUGCUGAAGAAGGAGUACGAGCUGAGCAAACUGCAGCAGAAGAUCGGACGCGAGGUGGAGGAGAAGGUCAAGACGCAGCACCGGAAGUUCAUGCUCAACGAGCAGCUGAAGGUAAUAAAGAAGGAGUUGGGUUUGGAAAAGGAUGACAAGCAGGCAAUCGAGGAGAAGUUCCGGGAACGUAUUAAGGACAAACAGGUUCCGCCUGCCGUCAUGGAGGUGAUUGAGGAGGAGCUUAGCAAGCUGGGAUUCCUCGACAAUCAUUCGAUGGAGUUCAAUGUGACACGGAACUACCUGGACUGGCUGACGUGGCUGCCGUACGGCACGCACAGCGAGGAGCGACUCGACCUCGACCAAGCGUCGGAGAUCCUCGACCAGGACCACUAUGGCAUGGAGGACGUCAAAAAGCGCAUACUAGAGUUCAUAGCGGUCAGUAAACUGAAGGGCGGCACGCAGGGCAAGAUCCUGUGCUUUCACGGACCACCGGGCGUUGGCAAGACCAGCAUCGCCCGCUCCAUCGCACGCGCGCUGAACCGACAGUACUUCCGGUUCAGCGUGGGCGGCAUGUACGACGUGGCCGAGAUCAAAGGCCACCGCAGGACGUACGUGGGCGCAAUGCCAGGCAAGAUGAUCCAGUGCCUGAAAAAGGUGAAGACAGAGAACCCGCUGGUGCUGAUUGACGAGGUAGACAAGAUCGGCAGGGGCUUUCAGGGGGACCCGACAUCGGCCCUACUCGAGCUGCUUGACCCCGAGCAAAAUGCCAACUUCCUGGACCACUACCUGGACGUGUCCGUCGACCUGUCCAAGGUGCUGUUCAUCUGCACGGCCAACGUGAUCGACACGAUUCCGGACCCGCUGCGCGACCGCAUGGAGCUGAUCGAGGUGUCCGGCUACGUGGCUGAGGAGAAGCUCAACAUCGCCAAACAGUAUAUCAUACCGCAGGCGCGGACCGACACUGGGGUGAAGGCUGAGCUGGUGGACAUCACAGACGGCGCGCUGGGCACGCUGAUUCGCUCCUACUGCCGCGAGUCGGGCGUCCGCAACCUGCAGAAGCAGAUCGAGAAGAUCAUGCGGAAGUCGGCGUUCAAGCUGGUGAAGGAGAGCCCGGACCAGCUGACUGUGGACACCGCCAGCCUCCCCGACUUUGUCGGCAAGCCUCUGUUCGCCAGCGACCGCAUGUACGACGAGACUCCCCCCGGCGUGGUGUGUGGACUCGCCUGGACUGCCAUGGGCGGCUCGACGCUCUACAUCGAAUCGUCGAGCGUGGGCGAGUCCAAACGCGGCUCGAUCGAGGCCACCGGCCGACUGGGUGAGGUGAUGAAGGAGAGUGUCCAAAUCGCGCACAGCUACGCCAAGAAGCUGCUGCAGGAGCUGGAGCCGGACAACGACUUCCUGGAGCGGACCAGAGUCCAUCUCCACAUUCCCGAGGGCGCCACGCCCAAGGACGGACCGAGUGCGGGCUGCACACUGGUGACGGCCCUACUGUCGCUGGCGCGCGGCCGCCCGGUGCGGCCCGACCUGGCCAUGACCGGCGAGCUCUCGCUCACCGGCAAGAUCCUGCCCGUCGGCGGCAUCAAGGAGAAGACGAUCGCUGCGAAACGAGCCGGCAUAAAGGCCAUCAGUUUGCCGGAGGAGAACCGGAAGGACUUCGACGACCUACCCGGCUUCAUCAAGGAGGGCGUUGAGGUGCACUUCGUGAAGCAUUACACCGACAUCCUUCCCAUCGCCUUCCCAAGCUAGACUGGCGCCCGGUCCCGGACCUCCGCGGGCAGCGGACACUGGUUCAGCUAGUACUGCCGUCACGCCGCCGUCGCGUCCGCGCGGUGCUGUGACGCCGCCGUUCGACGGCGGCGUCCAGCGCGUGUGGUGACGGGGGACGCUCGGUCACGCGUCAGCUGUCGUGAGCUGGCGGGCUGGCCGCCGUCAAGAAUACCGCCGCCGCUGGAGACGCGCUGCCGGUGGCCUCGGGUGGUGGGUCGGGACGGGCCGGUCGCGCCGUGGCCCGCUCUCCGCCCACGGUUACGUAUUCCAGCAUGCUGGCUGGACUCCCACGCCGGGCUAUGUUGCAAAGCGCGAGGACAUAUUGUUUACGUGUUAUCGUACGUUUCUGAAGCGCUGCGCGGCGUCGGUGACACAAUGGGGCAGCGGGCAACAGGGGAGCAGCUGGGGACUGGCGCCGCCCGGGUACUCGCCGAAUCUCGCCGGCGCGCUGGCCCCAUCGGACCGUGGGACGCCGCUCGGUCGGAGCUGUCACGGGCGCCGCUCGCUCAGGAUCACGCUUCGAGUUCUCAUCGCGCUGUGAUCCCAGUUACGACACCGAUUUCCUGUAUGUUGCCAAUACACCCCGGUACUGGCAUCGAGCUCGUGGUGUCUUGGGUGCAUUUUCCAGAGUGUUGGUUCGUCUCUUGCCGCGGCGACUGAAUGUAAAAGUGAUGUCUAGACAAGUUGGUAUAUCUGUCACGGUGACGUGCCUCAAAUACGACAGGCCCAAACA